This is a messenger RNA of Giardia duodenalis, 756 nucleotides long. RefSeq names its product Ribosomal protein L8. Gene Ontology annotation, molecular function: structural constituent of ribosome; RNA binding. The record is from RefSeq and is a predicted model, not a curated record. Lineage: Eukaryota; Fornicata; Diplomonadida; Hexamitidae. Gene Ontology annotation, biological process: cytoplasmic translation. Bases 1 to 756 code for a protein of 251 amino acids. The transcript has a single exon. Gene Ontology annotation, cellular component: ribosome; cytosolic large ribosomal subunit.
AUGGGACGCAGGAUCCGUGUACAGCGUAAGGGUGCGGGAUCGGUCUUCCGCGCACACGUAGCACGACGCCUUGGGGCCGCGAAGCUCCGCGCCAACGAUUUUGCAGAGCGCACAGGCUCUGUCCGUGGCGUCGUCAAGGCGAUUCUCCACGACAGAGGCCGCGGCGCGCCCCUCGCAAGGGUUCAGUUCCCCAACAUGCGUGGGGAGGGCCGCGUGAACGAGCUCUUCAUCGCCCCGGAGGGUAUGUACACAGGCCAAGAGGUCUUCUCUGGAAACAAGGCCACUCUGCACAUCGGGAACAUCCUCCCAGUGGGGAACAUCCCCGAAGGUACCUACGUCUGCAACGUCGAGGAGAAGCCCAUGGACCGUGGCUGUCUAGCGCGAGCAUCCGGGACCUACUGCCUGGUUGUCGCACACAACAUGGAGACAAACAAGACCCGCAUCCGCCUUCCCUCCGGCCAGAAGAAGCUGAUCUCCUCGAAGGCUCGUGCCAUGAUCGGCCUUGUUGCUGGCGGCGGCCGCACAGACAAGCCCCUUCUCAAGGCAGGAAACGCUUACCACAAGUACAAGGCAAAGCGAAACUGCUGGCCGGUCGUUCGUGGUGUAGCAAUGAACCCUGUUGACCACCCCCAUGGUGGUGGUAACCAUCAGCACAUUGGUGUGUCUUCCUGCGUCCCGCGCAAUGCGGUCCCGGGUCAGAAGGUUGGUCUUAUUGCUGCUCGCCGCACUGGUUGCUCUGGUGGUAAGCGCAGAUGA